This is a messenger RNA of Geodia barretti, 1675 nucleotides long. The record is from the annotation of a GenBank genome assembly. NCBI's taxonomy places the organism in Eukaryota, Metazoa, Porifera, Demospongiae, Tetractinellida, Geodiidae.
GGGCACAGCGAGUCUUCACUGUCAUCUUCACAUCACUCACCAUGGAGGUGCAAGUUGUUGGUCUUUGUGUCGCUGUGCUCUUCACCGGAUCAUUGGGCCAUGAUUUUCCAGCCACUCAUCAGCAGGAUGGAACCAUGGGCCAGGUACAACAAGGAUAUGACGGCGGCAACCUUCAGGAAUUUGCCCAGGGUCAACAAGAAUACGGCGAUGCUAUGGUUCAAGACUACGUCCAGGGACAAGUAGACUACGACGAUGCUAAUCUUGAAGAUUACGUUCUUGGAGAAGUACAGGGAGGAGAAAAUGGCGGUAAGUUCCCGAUCACCGUCGGUGAACACGUUUACCUGCAGCUGGAAGACGAGGGUGGGAAAGGUCCGAAUGGAGCGUUAGGGGAUGGGAUGCAGUUUGGGGAGGGUACGAUGGAGCAGCAAGAAGGCGGCGCUGAAGAUGGAGCUAUCAUGGACGAAGAAGAAGGAAGGAAGGUGUACCUUAUGUACAUGGGCGGUGGUGACUCUGAAGUUGAGGAGAUGAUCGCCGGAGAGUAUCUGGAAGGUCCCAGCAAGACGUUUCUCGAGAUGGAGGAGGUGCAACCGGAGGAAGGAGAGGGGAACCCUACGGAGCAGAACCAUCGCCACCAUGGCUUGUUUCCACGAGGGAAGCGGGAGAGCGAGGAUGAAGACAACGGUGCUGCUCUGAGGGAGUUGGAGGCCCUCUUCCAGCAGAGCGAAGGCGAAAUGGAGGAGGAAGAAGAGGGGAAGGAGGGAGAGUCCGAUACGGUGAUGGUGCAGUGGAACAAUAAGUACCACAGCACCCUGAGGGCCGUGUGUAGUGCAGGAUAUGGUCUCUACCGCAUGAGAAGCGUGUUCAACUCCAGAGCCAAGGACCGACUCUUCCUCUUCAAUUGCAAACGAGUAAGAGCAUAAUUAACCCUAACACUGCUCUACAGGUGAAAAAGACCCACCAGAAAAUGAAAACCUUUGGUGUCUUCAAGGUGUCCCUUACUCAAGAGGUGUUUGUGAAGUCCAUAGCAUCGAGCAAGAGAUUUCUUAGUUAUCCUGCGAUCUUGAUCUACUUACAGGUUGCCCCUGCGUGUGUGCGAAGACGCGGCUACAAUCCCUCGAAGCGUCACUGCAAGUGGUACAAGGUUAACAAAUAUGGAUCAAACGGCGGUCGCCACUGCCCCAGAAAUUACUACCUCGCCGGCGUGUACAGCCGCGCCUCUUGCAAGCGUGAUCGAGAGUGGUGGGGGCUGUGCUGCAACACUCCGCGUAUCUGCACCAAAUGCAAAUGGACUGGCUACCUCAACAGCUACCGUAAACCGAUCAACUACUACACUCGUGGUGUCUUUGGUGGUAUGAUCAGUUACUACAACCGCAAUUACAUGGACAGACGCUACCGGUUGUCUACCUGUAGUCUCAGGUUCUGCUGAGGGUUCAGUGUGUCCCACAAGAGAUUGAACAGAAACUGUUUGCGUAGUUCGAGACUCGACUGAUAGUUUUAUAGAGAAAUACUUUCCGAUGGCAUAGCUAGUUGCUGUAGGCCAUAGUCUGAACGUGUAGUGUGUAUCAUGUUGAAUUUCGUUCACAUAACUAAAUGUUAGUUCUUAUCUAUACCUAUAAUGUGUUGAAUUUUAUUCUUGUUGUCAAAUUUUAGUUCAUAUCUAUAAAAUUCCCCAUAG